Larimichthys crocea (large yellow croaker) is the source of this 1514-nucleotide messenger RNA. RefSeq names its product F-box protein 25 (gene fbxo25). Gene Ontology annotation, biological process: protein ubiquitination. Lineage: Eukaryota; Metazoa; Chordata; Actinopteri; Sciaenidae. The transcript has 11 exons. Gene Ontology annotation, cellular component: SCF ubiquitin ligase complex; nucleus; cytoplasm. The record is from RefSeq and is a predicted model, not a curated record. Gene Ontology annotation, molecular function: protein binding. The coding region runs from base 165 to 1265 and encodes 366 amino acids.
GAGAGCAGCAGGGGGCGGAGACGAAUUCCACUGUCCGCACUGUGUUUACUUCCGUCAAUACAUCCUGAGAAGAGAGUCUGAAGCGGAGACGAAUACAACAAAGGAGACACUUAAGGUGUUUGGAGUGGCAGCAACCCACGCUGCUCAAAGUCCACCUCACUAAAAUGCCUUUCUUGGGCAAGGACUGGAGGUCUCCAGGAUGGAGCUGGACCAAGACAGAGCAUGGCUGGAAGAGAGAUGUCUUCUAUGGGCACGAGCUGGAAGAUAACAACAGAGAGAUAGACUUGAAAGAGCUCUGCACCAACAACAAAGAAAAUCUGUUUGCUGGAGAUGUGUGUGAGCUCGCCACCACAAAGAGGAAAAAGGAUCACUACAACAACAACACCAAAUCUCAGUUUGUUUUCAGUGAUAAAUGGAUCUAUGUGCAGAAAGGUAGCACGAAAGAACGUCAUGGAUACUGCACACUUGGUGAAGCCCUCAACCGUCUAGACUUUUCCAGCGCCAUUCAAGACUUGAGAAGAUUCAACUAUGUCGCAAAACUUUUCCAGCUAAUAGCCAGGACUCAGCUGACCUCUCUGAGUGGAGCAGCCCAGAAAAACUAUUUCAAUAUGCUGGAGAAGAUUGUGCAAAAAGUUCUGGAGGACCAGUACAAUCCACGCCUGGUCAAGGACCUACUGCAUGACCUGAGCUCGACACUGUACAGUCUGACUAUCCACAUCCGCACGUGUGUCCUGGUGGGAAACAUCAACAUCUGGCUGUACCGACUGGAAACCAUUCUCAAAUGGCAGCAGCAGCUCAACAAUCUGCAGAUCCCCAGGCAAAUGUGCAAUAGUGGCAUGUCAUUCGACGACUUACCGCUGCACAUGCAGAACAAGAUCCUCUACAAAUUAUCUGAUGCCUAUGACAUCAUUAACCUGGGGCAGGUCACGCCUAAUCUGCACCUCCUCAGUGAGAACAGGAUACUGUGGAAGAAACUCUGCCACUUUCACUUCGCAGACAAAGAGUUCUGUAGGAAUCUGGUCCUAACCAAAAGUGAUAAUGUGGAUUGGAAGCUUAUGUACUUUACACUAAAGAAACAUUAUCCGACGAAGGAGCAGUACGGCGACACCUUGCACUUCUGCAAACACUGUAGCAUCCUCUUCUGGAAGGAUCGUCACCUGGCUUUGUUGUUCAAGGACUGUGGCCAUCCAUGCACAGCCAACGACCCAGACAGCUGCCUCAUGCCCAUCUCUCCGCAGCACUUUAUCGACCUCUUCAAGUUCUAGACCCUCCGUGUCACUCCCAACCUGAAAGUGUGUACGAGACCUUGACAUUGUUUACCCAAAUACAAAGGGCUUCAACUUAAAGAGAUGACUUUUUUUUUAUGUCUUCAUCAUUUCCUUACGCACAAAUGUUUCUGUAAGACAUAGGAAAGAUUAAAUAUGUAUGUUUGUUGAUUUUAAGAAUGUUGGAGACGGUUGAAAUCUAAAAGGAAGUUUCAUGUUUUUCCUUGUUUUGCACAAAUACUCACGUUC